AUGUCGACCGUCGCCGAAAACCCUACCUCCCCCAACGCAAUUCCUGUCCGCUACAGCUCUGCUGGUGUCUCCAAUGGCGUCCAGCAUCAGCCGUCCAAAUCCGUCCUCAAACCUCUCCCGGAGGACACGUGGAUUUCGUCCAAGCACCACUCGCUGCCGCCUGCGCUGGGCCCGCCUCUAGCUUUGGCCGAUCACACAAACAGCCCGCGGCGCAGGCAUUCCAAGAAGGCAUCCGCGUCAGAAAACUUCAUAUCUCGCAGGACAAUGGGAGAAUCAACUGAUCAGAAAGAGAAAAUCAUCCUAGGACCUUACGACUAUCUGUUUUCACAUCCUGGCAAGGAUAUCAGGUCCGCGCUGAUUAAUGCCUUCAAUGCCUUCCUUCAUGUACCACCCGGGUCUCUGGAGGUUAUCCGAAAAGUGGUCGGCAUGCUGCACACGUCGUCGCUUUUGAUUGACGACGUGCAAGACAGCAGCAUUCUGCGAAGAGGCAUUCCCGUGGCGCACAACAUCUUUGGCACUGCCCAGACUAUCAACAGCGCCAACUACGUCUACUUCCUCGCCCUGCAGGAACUUCAACAUCUGGAGAACAAGGAAGACGCCAUUGAGAUCUUUACUAGCGAGAUGCUCAACCUCCACCGCGGUCAAGGGAUGGAUCUCUACUGGCGCGAUACUCUGACGUGUCCCACGGAGGAUGACUACCUCGAGAUGGUGCAGAACAAAACAGGUGGCUUGUUUCGUCUAGCCGUUAAGCUGAUGCAGGCCGAAUCGCCCGAGAAAGGCCGAAUAGACUGUGUGCCUCUGGUCAACUUGAUGGGUCUGGUGUUCCAAAUAUGCGACGACUACCUCAACCUCUCUUCCAGCGUCUACACCAAGAACAAGGGCCUAUGCGAGGAUUUGACGGAAGGCAAAUUCUCUUUCCCAGUUAUCCACUCGAUCAGGAGUAACCCGUCAAACCUACAGCUCAUCAACAUCCUCAAGCAGAAACCCAGUGACGUGGAGGUCAAAAAAUAUGCCGUCCAGUACAUGGAAGGUACCGGCAGUUUUGAUUACACGAGGAAGGUCAUCCAGGAACUGAAACAGAAAGCCUCGAUCUUGAUUGCGGAAAUGGACGGUGGUUCGGGGAAAGGAAACGAGGUGAAACUCAUACUGGAGAAGAUGGAUUUCGAUCGGUAA
Capronia epimyces CBS 606.96 is the source of this 1173-nucleotide messenger RNA. RefSeq lists its product as uncharacterized. The record is from RefSeq and is a predicted model, not a curated record. Lineage: Eukaryota; Fungi; Ascomycota; Eurotiomycetes; Chaetothyriales; Herpotrichiellaceae. Bases 1 to 1173 code for a protein of 390 amino acids. Gene Ontology annotation, molecular function: prenyltransferase activity. Gene Ontology annotation, biological process: isoprenoid biosynthetic process. The transcript has a single exon.